AUGAACACACGGCCCACGGCGCACCUGCUCGCGCUCCCCGAAGAGCUACUCGAGCACAUCCUCGCGAUAUGCAUCCCGCCUGCGCCGUCCCCGCCCCUCCCGUCCUUCCUAUCAUCACAUGCCACCGCCAAGCCAAGCCCAGCGCUUGCGCUCCUCCUCGCGCACCGCACCCUGCGCCGCAUCGUGACGCCGCUCCUCUAUCGCCGCAUUGUCAUCACCUCGCAGCAGCAGGCUGUGCUCCUUGCCCGUUCCCUGCGCGCCCGCCCCGCGUUGGGCACCUUCGUGCGCGAACUCGCAAUCACGGGCGCCUACGCGGCGUUCGCCGAUAUAGUCGGGUCGCUGACAUCGCUGGACGUGCUCGAUGUCACACUCGACGCCGACGACGAGCACCCGCAACACGCAUCGUAUCCCACCCCGACGCGGGACCACGCCGUGCAACGCCGCGCUUCGCUCUCGGACGUUUCGUCCGCCCAUGCGCUGGAAUUCUUCGUCGCGGCGCUGGAGAGAGUUGGGCAAGGACAAGGCGGCGCUGCACCGGCGCACCUCGUUCUUCGCCGCGCGCGGGGCACGAGCACACUCGCAUGUGCGCGCGUGCAAGAAGUGCUUGGCGCGCUAGCGACGGCGCUCAACAGCAAAUCUUGGGGCUCAACGCUGGAAACAUUGACGAUUGCAUUUCCGCUGUGCAUUCCCUUCUCGGCGGCGGACCAGGAUGAAGACACGAAGAUGGUCGAUGCCGACAAGCUACGCGCACUGCUCAACGCUCUCGCGCGUGCGUCGGCGCUGCGAACCGUGCGCACCGCGCUGCCCACCGUAUGGAACCCCGCACUGAGCCUGGUGGCCGCGAACCCCGCCCUUCAACGCGUCGUCUUCCUCCCUCCACACACGCUCGCCGCGUUCCCGCCGGUGCCCCCUGACCAGAUCGGCACGGCGACAACGGCACCUUCGACACCGCAACGCUCGCGCUCGAUCUCCGAUCCUCGGGCGAUCUACCUCGGCGCGUCCUCCGUAUCGCCGCCCUUACCGCCACAGGCGCAGACGCCCCUCGCCUUUACGCGGCGCACGAAGGGCGAUGGCGCAGGUUCCCGCUUCUCCUCUGCAAACGCGAUGUCGUACCACCAACGGCUGCUGAACGCCUCGUUCGGGAUUGGCGUCGAGAUGUACAUGCGCGAAGCCGCGCGCGACGCGCGCCUGGCAGCGUGCAUCUACGCCGGCACCCCAUCCCUCAAGCCCACGCCGCAGGCAGGACCGCUCGCAUGACUGGAACGAGCGAUGUAUGACUAGUAUACCCAGCGAGAGCUUUUUGUCGUGUACAGUGAAAUGAACGCGGUCGUGUCAGUCCG
Messenger RNA from Punctularia strigosozonata HHB-11173 SS5, 1340 nucleotides. RefSeq lists its product as uncharacterized. The record is from RefSeq and is a predicted model, not a curated record. NCBI's taxonomy places the organism in Eukaryota, Fungi, Basidiomycota, Agaricomycetes, Corticiales, Punctulariaceae. The transcript has 4 exons. Bases 1 to 1257 code for a protein of 418 amino acids.